AUUGUGGACGUGAAAGGGCCCAAUGCGGGCACCGGUACUAAUCAACACCGGGUUCAACACGCGUUCAAAGUGGUACUAUUGGGAGCGCCGGCGGUCGGGAAGACUAGUCUGAUUGGUUGGUACGUGAGGGGCGAGUUUAAGGAGCGCCGGGCGGCCACCCAUUUCGCCGAUUGUAUCGCACGGACAACGUUUUUGGACGACUCGGUGCUUAAGCUAGAGGUGUGGGACACUCCCGGAGCCGACCGGUACCGAUCGCACGCCUUCCUAUACUAUACCCGAUGUCACGGCUCUAUCGUUGUCUACGAUAUGACAGCGCCGGACACGUAUCGUUGGGCUCAGGCCAUGUGCCGGGAGAUCGUGGUUAAAAGCACGCAUAACCCUAUUAUAGCUUUGGUGGGAAAUAAGGCCGAUUUGGUCAGUGGCCGGGCGGUAGAGAGCCGGGAGGUGGAGGCUUAUGCCCGGAACAAUAGCCUGAUAUUUAUGGAGGUUAGCGCUAAAGCUGGCCGUAAUUUAAACACCGUGUUGGCGGCUAUGGCAAAGUUGUUGCCUGAAUGCGAU
Medioppia subpectinata is the source of this 558-nucleotide messenger RNA. NCBI's taxonomy places the organism in Eukaryota, Metazoa, Arthropoda, Arachnida, Sarcoptiformes, Oppiidae. The record is from the annotation of a GenBank genome assembly.